Messenger RNA from Colossoma macropomum (tambaqui), 2901 nucleotides. It is a transcript of the gene hyal3, whose product is annotated as hyaluronidase 3. Gene Ontology annotation, molecular function: hyalurononglucosaminidase activity. Lineage: Eukaryota; Metazoa; Chordata; Actinopteri; Characiformes; Serrasalmidae. Gene Ontology annotation, biological process: carbohydrate metabolic process; hyaluronan catabolic process. The transcript is spliced from 4 exons. The record is from RefSeq and is a predicted model, not a curated record. Gene Ontology annotation, cellular component: acrosomal vesicle. The coding region runs from base 168 to 1481 and encodes 437 amino acids.
UAGAAAUGCUUGAUCUGAUCUCAGAUCAGUAGGGAAGUAAGAUUUACACCAUCUCUUAGUGCUCAUAUCUCGUUUCCUGAUUCUCUUCUGGGUGUGAGAGUGGAACACGUUCAGUACUGUUGGUGUCUGUCUGUGUGUGUCCGCGCAUCACAGUAGGAGGAGCCAUCAUGUUUUUGGGGUCAAUCACCCUCCUGACCUUCAGCAUGUUUCUCAGCAGCCCUGUUGCAGGGCUGGGGUCAGUUGGGGGGCAGGGUUUCUCAGUGGUGUGGAACAUGCCUACUGCAAGAUGCGAGCGGCGUUUUGGCGUCUCACUGCCCCUACAGCAGUACGGCAUCAUGCACAACCCGGGACAGAGGUUUUUGGGUGAGAACAUCAGCCUGUUUUAUGAACGGCGUCUCGGCCUGUACCCCUACAUCAACCGGCAGGGCGAGCAAGUGAAUGGUGGAAUCCCUCAGCUGGGCUUUUUGGAGGCUCACUUGUUGGUCAGUAAAGGACAGCUACAGGUCCUUAUGAGGAGGAACUUCAGUGGACUGGCUGUGUUAGACUGGGAGGCGUGGCGACCUAUGUGGAGCAGAAACUUUGGACACAAACGGGUCUAUCGCAGGCUGUCUAAAGAGUUGGUGUGGCUAAAAUAUCCAGAGAUGUCAGAGAGGAAAGUGACUUCAGUGGCCCGCAUGGAAUUUGAGCAAGCAGCAAAAGAUUUUAUGGAGGAAACGCUGCGGCUUGGCCUCCGUGAGUGCCCCAAGGGAUUAUGGGGGUUCUACGGUUUCCCCAGUUGCUAUAACGAUCAUGGGGCAAAGCAUGAGGGGUACACAGGGCAGUGCAAACCUGGAACUGAGUCGAAGAAUGACAGACUGAAGUUUCUAUGGCAAUAUUCCACUGCCUUGUACCCGAGUGUGUAUGUGCGGCGCGUGUUGGCAGGAAACCCCAACACACGCCUGAUGGUGAGACACCGCAUACUUGAGGCACUACGAGUGGCAUCCCAGCAUGCACCUGGUUCUCCGCCACCUCCUGUUAUGCCCUACGCAAGAGUGGCCUUCAUACGAACUCUGAAGUUUCUAAAAAAGACGGACCUGGAUUUCACAAUUGGAGAAAGUGCUGCUUUAGGUGCUGCUGGAGUGGUGCUGUGGGGCAAUCUGGCUUUCGCCAAAUCCAAGCGUCAAUGUCUUCUUCUCAGGGACUAUAUAAACUCGGUUUUAGGGAAGUACGUGGAUGCUCUGCGUCGGGGUGUGUCGCGCUGCAGUGAGAAUGUGUGCCAAGCUAACGGUCGAUGCGUUAGACGCGACCCUCACUCCGAUCACCUGAUCCCACAGCUGGACACCACGAGUGAAUUUGACCCUGACUUAAGGUCAGCAUUCAAAUGUGUGUGUUAUGAAGGGUGGAGCGGAGAGCACUGCGAGAAGACCACCACACACCUGAGUGAGGAGCAAGAAACAGCUGACCGGAAUCACCAACAAACUCCAGCUGUUACUGUGAUAUAAUAUGAUUGUUCAUGAUAUUAUACAGUGGCAUGCAAAAGUUUGGGCACCCCGUUCAAAGUUUCUGUUACUGUGAAAAGCUAAGUGAGAAAAAGAUGACCUGACUUCCAAAAGACAUGAAGUUAAAGACACAUUUCUUCAACAUUUUAAGCAAGAUUACUUUUUUAUUUCCAUCUUAUACAGUUUCAAAAUAACAAAAAAGAAAAAGGGCACAAAGCAAAAGUUUGGGCACAAUGCAUGGUCAGUACUUAAGUAACACCCUCUUCGGCAAGUAUCACAGCUUGUAAAUGCUUUUUGUACCCAGCUGAGAGUCUUUCAGUUCUUGUUUGGGGGAUUUUCAGCAAUUCUUCCUUGCAAAAGUCUUAUAGUUCUGUGAGAUUCUUGGGCUGUCUUGCAUGCGCGGCUCUUUUUGAAAUCUGUCAACAUAUUUUCGAUGAUGUUUAGGUCGGGUGGACUGUGAGGGCCAUAGCAAAACCUUCAGCUUGAGGUAGUCUAUUGUGGAUGUUGAGGUGUGUUUAGGAUCAUUAUCCUGUUGCCAUCCUUUUUUCACCUUCAGCUUAUUUACAGAUGGUGUGAUGUUUGCUUCCAGAAUUUGCUAGUAUUUUCCCCGUGCCACUGACUGAUCCACCCCCGUAGAGAAGUGCUCCCUUAAUGUAAUUCUGCACCUUUUUUCUCCAAACAUACCUUUGCUCAUGGCAGCCAAAACGUUCAUCUUAACUUCAUCAGUCGGCAGGACUUGUUUCGAAAUGCAUAAGGCUUUUUUAGAUAGUUCCUUUGCAAAGUUCUAAUGCUGAAUUUGGUGGUAAAGACACAGAAAAGAUUUUCUUCUGAUGACUCUUCCAUGAGGGUCAUAUUUGUGCAGGUGUCUCUGCACAGUAGAACAGUGCACCACCACUCCAGAGUCUGCUAAAUCUUCAUUUUCAUUUGAAUUUCUCUGUGAUCACACAAGCAGUUCUCUCGGAAAGUUUUCUUGGACUUCCAGACCUCAACUUGACCUCCACCAUUCACGUUAUUUGUCAUUUCUUAAUUACAUUAUGAACUGAGGAAACAGCUACCUAAAAAUGAUUUGCUAUCCUCUUAUAGCCUUCUCCUGCCUUGUGGGCAUCAGUCUUUUUAAUUUUAAGAGUGUUGGGCAGCUGCUGAGAAGAGCCCAUGGCUGCUGAUUGUUGGGACAAGGUUUGAGGAGUCACCUGGCCUUUCCUAACAAUGAUUGUGAAUAAGCUAUAGCCCUAGCAAGCUAAUGAAAUGGUAAAAGUUCUCAAAAGUAUCAAAUCUCAUAAAGUGCCCAAACUUUUCCUGGUGCUCCUUUCCUUUUCAGUCUAAAAUUGUACAAAACAAAAGUUAAUGCACUAAUCUUGCGUAAAAGGUUAAAAAGAAUGUUUUAUCUUUAUGCCAUUUGGAGAUCAGUUCAUCUUCUACUCAC